GAUUGGAACACAAUAAGCCAGCCUGGUGGAUACAGUAGAUCUGUUUGCGGUGUCAGCUACUUCUUGUUGUGGUUUCGGUGGAGGGACACGCCUGGCCAAGGGUUCAGACAGCUGAGUUAUUUGAUGGAAGGUUUCGAUUGAGCUUGGUGCCUUUGAGACUGCUGGUGACUGUUUUUAUGAGAAGUUUUGGUGGUGGUGUCGGUGGCCUGUGGUGUUAGUACCUAUACAUGUCUGCAUCUGGAGUUGCUGUUGCACUGAUGUGGAGUGGAGGCUGCUCUUGGUGAACGGUCUGCUGCAUGUGACCUAUUAAAUACUUUGUACGCAUGGGAUGCUACAUGUAUUUCAGAACAUGCCCAAUGUUUGUUUCUUCAGAACAGGAGCUAAAAAGAUUCUGAUUGUUGACAGAUCUGUAUAGAUGGGAUUCCAGCCUGCAACUUUUUCAAGGCGUACUCAGGUUGUGCUGCACUGCAGGCCCUUUUAAAACUUGCCAGUGGAGAUGGUAGUUUUCCCUUUCUCUAUGCAUGUACCUUGGCAAAAAAUGUGCUUGGAGGAAGAUUCAAUUGUCCCCAUUUGAGAGCUGUUUUUUGGUGCUGCUAACGGGUUUGCUUGAAGCAUAAAAGUCCAGUAUCAAGCUUCUGUCCUAGCUCAGUGCAAAUUGGGCAAAGCACUUGCUUGUGCACUCCAGCAGGUUGUUGACCAUGUGUCUACUCUCACAGUCUGUGUUUGGGUCUAGUGACUUGUGUAAUUGACCCUGAGUCUCAUUCCUCGACAAACAAAACAGGUGUGCAAGUCACGAGUUCACAUGUGGGAUGCACAUUUCUUGAACAGUUGGAUUGGUCUUGUUACCGGUAAUACUGGGAUUUAUUGCCGAUGGAACCAUGUUAGUGUGAGCAUCAACAGGUGAAACAGUGCGAGACUGAGAAACUUCAGUCAUCACAAGCGAGGAGCCGUGACAUGGUGUACAGCCGCAGUCAAUGCCCACCUACCGGUACCAGUACUGUACUAGGAGUUCUCAGUGAAGAUGAUUCCUUUGGACGAGUGUGACAGUGAAGAAAGAGUCAAGAAACAAUGUGAGAGUUUCUUUGCUGUGAAGGGAGCUGCAUUGGUCCUGCCCCGGAGCAAUGAGUCUAGGCCGAUCAAGAAGAACCCAAUUGUGGGUGAGCUGUCGGACCACAUUCAGAGCAUGUUUCUUCUCCUCAGGCAUGAUGACAGAAUGACCUUGGCGGUGCGAUUGGAAAGUAUGUACGAGGAACGCAUUCGUUACAUCAUCCUGGUGUCCUGCAAUGGUGUGCAGGACACGGAGGAGAGCGUCAUCCUUGGGAUGGACAUCAUGUCCAACACAGCCACCAUUGGCCUGGUUUUGCCGAUCUGGUGCGAGACCACCAUUCAGCUGAAUGGAGAUGGUGGCUUCAACCUCUGUUCCAAGAGCAGAACCCACACUUUCAAGCCAGUCUCUGUUCAGGCUCUUUGGUCUGCCAUGCAAGCCAUUCACUCGGCCAUCUCCUCCGCUCAGACCUACAACUACUUCCCUGGGGGCCUGAACCUGACCUGGAUCAGCUACUACGAGUCCCGGGUCAACUCCAGCCCAUCUCGUAUCAAGGAGUGGGACCUCAUGCCCGAGCUGGAGGUCACCAAGCCCCACGCCUUCACCCCCACCUACACGGAAGAUGGCCAUUACCAUCCUAGUGACCGUGAGUUGACCGAACAGCUCAUCUUCUUGAAGAUCAAAGAUAUCAUGGCCUCAGCAGACUUGGAUAACAUCACAAGCAGGGAGGUCCGACUGAAGAUGGAAGACGACCUUGGGAAGAGCUUGAAUGAGUACAGACACUACCUUGACGAGCAGUUGAUCACCUACAUGAGGCAAAUGGAUUCGGCCACGCUAAUCUUUGAUCACAUCUACCUGGGAUCCGAGUGGAAUGCAUCUCAUUUGGAAGAACUGGAAGCAAAUGGUGUUGGGUACAUCCUCAACGUAACCAUGGAGAUUGACAAUUUCUACCCCAAUCGCUUCAUCUAUCACAACGUGCGACUGUACGAUAUUGAGAGCUCAGAGCUGCUCAAGUAUUGGGACGAAACCUACAAGUUUCUAUCCAAGGCAAAAGAGAAAGGGUCCAAGGCUUUGGUACAUUGUAAGAUGGGAAUCAGUCGCUCGGCUGCCACUGUGAUUGCCUAUGCAAUGAAGGAGUACAACUGGCCCCUGGAGAAAGCCAGGAGCUUCGUGGCCAGGAAACGCAAGUGUGUGAACCCGAACACAGGCUUCCUGCAACAGCUUCAGGUCUAUGAAGGGAUGCUAGAUGCCAGUCGGCAGAGACACAACAAGCUGUGGAGGAGUAAGUCGGAGAGCUCCCUUGCCAACUCAGCAGAAUGCAGCCAGGAAACCAUUGAGUCUGCCUCCAGCACGGAAGACAUAGCCGACAGAACCUCCAAGGUGUCCGAGUUCACUCACCAAGGGAACACUGCGGGGCUCUCACUCAGCCUAGGACCACAGACGGGCCAUGCCAGGCGCCGCUCCUGGUCACCCAAAGACUCGGUUGCAGAUGUGCACUUCCCAAGCAAUGUCCAGAGUCUCUCAGGCCACCAGAAGCCAGACCACUUGGGCACCAGUCCGGCUGACGUCGAUUUCAUGGUGCUCGAUGACGACUGUCAGGACAUUCAGAUCAUUGUCCCAGAAUCACUGACCCCAACGAGUCCCACGCUGACCGUGCCCACAGAACCGGUCGUGCUUGGCCAAAUUGAAGACAGGGAACCCACAGCACCCUUGCCUGGUGUGGGGGACAUCGAGACUGGACUAGCUGAUUCUCAACUGGAAUCUUUACAUCUUGACCGAGUCUCAACUGAAGAGCUUCUAUCAGUAGGGGAAUCACCCAGCGGCUUCAAAGAAGGAAUCCCUGAAAUGACUAGUACCCCGAGCCAACCUGAACAAGCCAUGGAGACGGAGGUGUCACCUCCUGGUGGCAUUCCUGAAAUCAGCUCAGAAUCAGGACUAAAUACAAAUAACAACAGUGCUACUGGUUACAGCUCAUCACAAAUUGACGAUAUCCCUCCCGUUGAAGGAACAGUCAAGCAAAGAGUUACAUCCUUCGAGAACAACAAGUUGGCCCCUGAUGCCGAAAAGGUGGAAGUGAAAAGUGAAGAGGAGAGUGCCAGUACUGUGGAUGGUUUGUUUUUGGAGCCAGAGAUCCCUGUAAACUCUGGCACUGUGCAGAAACAAAAACAAGACAUUGAGGAGAGACUUAGGGCAGAAUCAGCAGAGAAAGGGAGCCCUCCACUGACCAGAUCGGAAAAGUUUUCUCAAGAGACUGCCACAUCACCCACCGUUGAUAGUACUACUUGCGAGAGCCUUGACACUCCUGCUUCCAAUCAGCCUAAACUUGCCGAACCUCAGGACUGUGGCAAGCCAGAGACUGUUGACUGUGACUUGUCAUCCCCCAAGUCCCCAGCCAUCAGUCUGCUGCAAGAAUCACCCACCAAUGCAAGCCCGACGCUGCAAGCUCUUGAAAAAGGACGGGUGAAGAAGAUAACUGAGCAGCUGCUGUCCCAGAAGACCCCUGUCACUGAAGCUGAGGAAGAUGAGGAAGCGCUGUCAUUGGCAGAGAAAAGGAGAAGCCUGACCUUUGAAAGUGGGAGCCCACCGCAAGAUUCUCCAACUAAGCUUACGUUGUCACCGAGCAAGUCUUCCCCAGAUACCAGAAGCACUGAAGUCAUUGAAACAACUGGAUUAGCCCCCAAGGGCUCUACUUCACCAGAUGACCAAUCAGUCAAGGACUCUGGGUCACAAGAAUCUCUAUCAACCGAGGAAUCUGUCCACAGUGGAAGCCCUUUAAAGGAAGCCUUCAUCAAAACCUUCUUUGGGGAAGAGAUCCCGCUUGAGCCAGGAACUGUAAAGCGGCAGACUAUAGAUUUUGAACAGCUCUCCUCUCAAAGCCGAACCGAGGAGUUGGAAACCAAAAAAGAAGCAGUGAUUAAGAAGGACACUUUCGAGACACCUCCAGAAAUGCCCGAGAAGACUAAAGCAGAAGAGAUGGUUGUCAUCAUUCGUGACAGUUCUUCAAAUGGGAAGAGGAAGUUUGAAGAAGUCGGGAGCCAGAACAAGCAUGCACGCGUGGAUCAGAAGGAGCAGUCAACCAAAGAUGAAGCAGUGGGGAUGGAGCCAGAGCUCAAGAUGGAAGAGGAGAACCAAAAGGAAGCAGAGAUCAACUCUGCCUAUCCUGAGGAAGGCAUCUCCUCAUGGAAGGUUGGAGAUGUCCGCAAACACACCAAGCAGUUUGAGGGGCUUUCAUCAUCCGUGGAUGCAGCAGACCAAUCCACUAAACCAGCCAGCCCAAUCAUGACCGAGGACACUGCUGAAGCGAGAGUUACCACCGAAGAAAGCACCUCACUGAGAGAGAUGACCGAGCAGACAUCCACCUCGUCCAGUUCAGGUUCGUCAGAGGCCGAUGAAACCGUCACAGAAGUACCCCAAGUAGAGGAGGAUGUACAUGUAGACCAUGGUAGUGAGGUAGGUAAAGAGGAGAAGUUAAAUGUGGAGAGUAUCGGAGAGCGAAUUGCUAAACUUGGUCUUAAUCUCAGGCGUGUGAAUUCCAUCGCACGGAUGUCAAACGAGAAAGGUUCUCCCGUGGUCAUGCGACGGAGUGACCCCAGUCGUCCAGUCAGCAUCCGCAGCAUGCGUCCGUACUCGGAUACAGGGACACGUUCCCUGGAGUCGUCUCCCGAGAGUCAGUCCCAGCUGGCCAAGGGCGAGUUGACCAUGGAGGAGACACAGGAGAGGCGUAAGAGCGCAUACGCCCGCCUGGUCACGCCACGGCAGGACACGGUGCCUCUGAAGUUUUACCUGGAGGAACCAUUGUCGGUGGAAAUACGCAGCCUCGACAGUGCUAAGGAAGUGGGGAAGAUGACCAUGACAGGCACCAGUGACGGUAUCCCAGUAAAGCCAAGCAGUAGUGUGAAGCCAGACAGUGGUGAAAAGGCCAACAAAGCAACCAGCAGGGAUUGCCAGUCGCCGAAGGCCAGCCGCAAAAAGCAGCAGCAUGGCAAGACCCACCCCCUGUCAAAGCUAAGCCCCACCCCCGCAAAGCACCCGUCCUCUGGCACUUUGUAACAGUUCUCUCAGGUGCUGUGUAUGUGUUCGUGUGUGAAAUCUUGAAACUUUUUUCUUGUGUGACACUUUGUCCAAACAAUCCACCAUCGUGCGUCAGAGUAUGGUUGGGUCGUGUUAACGUGGAACCGGGUUAGGUGCAAAGAACUAUUUCUCCGGUUGGGAUGACCCUUGGUGUAUUUCCAAAUCUAACAAAUUCAAACCCGCCUUUGCCCAAGUGAAACCUUUUUCGCAUUUCUGUGUACAUUUAUAUUUGAUAAAUGCGCUAUAAAGUUAAACUGUAUUUGAAAAUUUGAGGUUCGUGUGCAUGUAUUUAUCAUAUGUCAUAUAAGCUUGUCAUACAUGUAUAAGCUCAGAUUUCUGUAGAUGUAUGAAGCUAAAUUAUUUUGUGAAUAACAGACGUUGCACUUUCCUUUGCCUAAAGUAGCAUCAUCAACUCACUUUAAGAUUUCUUAAUUUACUUAAAAAAAUACUUUUAUUUUGUACGCAAGAAGUAUAUAUCAUAGGAAUACUUUUUUCUGCUAGAGGAAUACACUGUAUGGUACCAAGAAGUUUGUAUAGACCACGUGUAAAUAUGGUUCAUAAUGACAGCUGAACAGAAUCUGCUUAUUUUAAAUAUUUGUUAAAAGUUGGUUUUCUCUUAAUGGCGUAACAGACUCAACAGGUUGUUGGGAAGAACUCAAAGUUUGUUUGGCGGUGAUUGUGUUCACAUUUGUAGCAAAAAAAUGGAAAUUUGGGCUCAUGCCAGGAACAUUUAUGGCUUCAGAUGUGUUGCAGUUGUGUUGAGAGGUUGGAGCAGUAUUUACAUAUACAAUGUUGUUAUGAACUUUUUUUUUAUUUCUGUAAUCCAAGCUGGUCUCCAUUUUUAAUAAUUUAAAAUUAAAAUCAUGCUUAACUUCUCCGUAAACACCCAUCUCCCAUUUUUUAAAUGAUAGAAUUAUCAAUAUGCAAUACUAAACGUGUUUAUACUAAUGAUCACCAGAACGUGAAAGGUACUACAAGGAUAUGCACAAACGUAAAGAAUGCAUCAUUAUUGUAAAUGUUUUAAUGAUUUUUGUGCCAAAAAUUACAGGUAUUGAUGAUGAAAGUAGCAGUUUCUUUGAACAGGUGUUUAUCAUUUGGUUUGUACUAGCAGACUGGUCAAUGGCACAACUUGCGGACUGAGGGGAUUUUGAGGCAAUGACAAGCAUGAGUCAGAGUUAUGGUUGCAAUCAGCUUGUCUAAAGUAAGAGAAGAUGUAAAUUUUUGGUGUAGUUCUUUUUUGGGUGGGAAAAAAACCGGUUUCCACAGAUUCAGGACAUUAAGAAAAAACUUUGGAAAGAGAUGUGAAUUUACGUGUUUGUAUGAAACUGCUAGAUCCAAAGGAACUGUACAUUUUUUAAACAGAAUUUUGUGUUUGAUUGGUGGUUGCUAAUUGACUAAUUAAUGCCAUGGAAAAAUGUUUUUCCUUCUGGAGAAUUGUUAAUGCUCAUAAAGUGACAAAAAACUCGGCUUUAAUUGUUGGGAGUAAUAUUCUUUACUGCCAGUAGCUUGUCACUUGCCGUGACUUGUUUUGAGGGUUGCAUGUUUACCAUAAGGAAAGGAGAUCUAAAUUGUUAAAAAGUGGCCAUCUUUUCCUGUCCAGUCCUCUGGACUACAUUAGAUGAAGAAAAAUGUUAACUACUCAAAUCUAUCAGAAAAAUUAUAACCACUGCUUUAGUACAAGGAAGAAAUACUUCUGUUUCUUUUUCCAGUUUCAAAUACAUUCACUGCAUUACUUCUGACAAAGUAUAUCAGUUGAAUUUUAUAAAAAUAGCUGCUAGCGACCUUAAAUGCUGUUUUUAUUGAUAUCUUGUAAAGAUUUAUUGUGGAAACUAAUGUGGGAGUACUUACUCAUUACCAUAUUUACCAAGAUUGUUGAAAAUGUAUUGACUAACAAUCGUUUUAACAACAGAAUCUAGUUUGAAUUAACAUUUAAAGAACACAAAACCUCAGCAUGGUGUUCUCUUAAAAGUUCUCGACUGGAACAUAAUGGACAGAGAAAAUGGAGGAGUAGCCUUCCUUGUGACCAUUUGCCAUUGGAGUAAUGCCUAAGAGCCCUUGUGACAGGAUCAUGGUUCUUGCAACGCAAUUGGCCCUGCCACUUACACUGACCGACCAUUCCGGAGUGAAGUGGUGUAAGACCUGCGCUGCUUUGUCUCAACACACAAAACAUCUGGAUUACUUUGAUGGCAAAUGGUAACCUUAACCACCAGUGUCACGAGAAAAAAAACGCAUUCGUAAAAAUCAGUUAAAAUAUUGUGUAAACCAGAAGAUUUGGCUACCGAGUGGUAGCCAAAGAUUGUGACUAGGGUAAAGCUAAUCUUGUAGGAGUGACCUGAAAGAUGGAAGCAUUCAUUAGAGCAGUUGUGUCACUGAGUAUUUUUUGUUGUCUUGCGAUGGUGAAGGAACAAUCUGCCUCACAAGCAGAGUUGAAAGAAACCACUUUUAUGAAUAACCAUAGGAAUCUGUGUGCCGCAGUAACAAUUGGUAAUAUUGCUAAACUUUGCUGUCAGGUGUAUACUUUUAAGUAGAAAUUCUUCCAAAUACGCUUUUUUGUCUAAAAAAAACCCAACCAAUCCUUUUUGUUUCAUUAUUUCAGUGAAUGCAAUUUUGAUAUUAAAAACAGUUUACCAGUAAAAAUGAAGAGAUAAAAAGCAUUUUGUAUAAUUUAUUAUAAAGCAUACAAUAAGGAAAUGAGUGUAACAGAAAAAAACCAAGGUUGUUGAAAUUUCUGACUAAAACCGAUUCCCGCUUGUGCACAAUUUUGUAGCCCGACAUCUUCCUGGAAUGUGUGUUUACAAAUAAAACAGCUACAGAGCCUUUAACACCAA
Messenger RNA from Acanthaster planci (crown-of-thorns starfish), 7944 nucleotides. RefSeq lists its product as uncharacterized. Gene Ontology annotation, molecular function: phosphatase activity; actin binding. The record is from RefSeq and is a predicted model, not a curated record. Lineage: Eukaryota; Metazoa; Echinodermata; Asteroidea; Valvatida; Acanthasteridae. Gene Ontology annotation, biological process: negative regulation of actin filament polymerization; protein dephosphorylation.